AUGGAAUCCAUCAUAAGGUUGCCAUCGCCUAUCACCCUCAAACCAAUGGUCAAGCCGAGGUUUCUAAUAGAGAGAUCAAGAGGAUUUUGGAGAAAACUGUGUCAUCUUCAAGGAAGGAUUGGUCUACAAAGCUUGAUGAAGCUUUAUGGUCUCACUCCAUUUCAAUUGGUGUAUGGGAAAGCUUGCCAUCUUCCUGUAGAAUUGGAGCACAAAGCUUAUUGGGCUUUGAGGAUGUUGAAUUUCGAUCCUCUCAGUACUGGUGAGAAGAGGAAGUUAGAGCUACAUGCUCUUGAUGAAUUGAGGCUACAAGCCUAUGAAUCAUCCAAGCUUUACAAGGAGAAAGUCAAGAGCUAUCAUGACAAGACGAUUCUCAAGAGGGAGUUCAGGGCAGGCCAGUCAGUACUACUUUUCAAUUCUAGGCUCAAACUCUUCCCUGGAAAACUAAGAUCUAAGUGGUCUGACCCUUUUAGAGUUAAGGAAGUGAAACCCUAUGGUGCAAUAGAAAUUGAAGAUCCUAAGGCACAAAGAAGUUGGGUUGUGAAUGGACAACGAUCCUACUGA
Cajanus cajan (pigeon pea) is the source of this 561-nucleotide messenger RNA. NCBI's taxonomy places the organism in Eukaryota, Viridiplantae, Streptophyta, Magnoliopsida, Fabales, Fabaceae. The record is from RefSeq and is a predicted model, not a curated record.